Penicillium cataractarum is the source of this 1203-nucleotide messenger RNA. Its product is annotated as purine-nucleoside phosphorylase. The record is from RefSeq and is a predicted model, not a curated record. Gene Ontology annotation, biological process: transmembrane transport. The transcript is spliced from 2 exons. The coding region runs from base 1 to 1203 and encodes 400 amino acids. Gene Ontology annotation, cellular component: endoplasmic reticulum. NCBI's taxonomy places the organism in Eukaryota, Fungi, Ascomycota, Eurotiomycetes, Eurotiales, Aspergillaceae.
AUGCUGUCCAUGCAGACUUUGUUCACUUCGCUGCUGCUCGCUGGAAGCACCUUCAGCGCGCAGGUUGCGGCGAAGACGGCCUCCCACAAUGGCGAGAAGAUUGCUCCCAAGGUGUUCAUUGUCUCAAUGUUUGAGCCCGAAGCUCAGGCUUGGUGGAACAUCCCCGAGUUCGACUUGUUGUCCCACAACAUUACCAUCCCCGGUCUUUCUCCUCUCUACCCGGAUGUCCACUGCACUAAGGACUAUGAGGUCUGCCAAUUGAUCACUGGCGAGGCCGAGAUCAAUGCUGCUGCUACCGUCACCACUGUUGCUUUCUCUCCCCUCUUCGACCUGACCAAAACCUACUUCUUCGUGGCUGGUAUUGCCGGUAUCAACCCCAAGCGAGCCACCACCGGCUCUGCAACCUUUGCUCGGUACGCAGUCCAGGUUGCUCUGCAGUAUGAGAUCGACAUUCGCGAGCUCUCCAGUAAUUACUCGACUGGCUACAUUCCCCUGGGUGCCGACUAUCCCGACCAGUACCCCACCAGCAUCUACGGCACCGAGGUCUUCGAGGUCAACGCUAACCUCCGUACCAUUGCUGCCAACUUCGCCCGCCGUGCCAACCUGUCCGACUCGACCGCUGCUAAGGUUUACCGUGCCAACUACGCCAAUGCCAGUGCAGAGUACAAGGCUGCCACCCUUGCCCCCAGCGUUGUCGAGUGUGACGUUGCUACUUCAGAUGUCUACUACAGCGGUAACAUCCUGGGAACCGCCUUCGAGAACACCACCAAGCUGUUCACCAACGGAACUGGCGAUUACUGCUCCACUGCGCAGGAGGACAACGCUACCCUGGAGGUUCUCCUCCGUGCUGCUGUCCACAAGCUGACCGAUUUCUCUCGUAUCAUCGUCAUGCGCACUGCAUCCGACUUUGACCGUCCCUACCCCGGAGCCUCGGCCACUUACAACCUGCUCUACUCUGACCAGGGUGGCUUCGAGCCCGCGUUGGAGAACAUCUACCACGCCGGUAUUGAGGUUGUGCAGGGUAUCCUGCAGGGUUGGGAGAAGACCUUCAAGAAGGGCGUCAAGGCUACCAACUACAUUGGUGAUAUCUUCGGUACUCUGGGUGGUCAACCUGACUUUGGCCCUGGAACUGCCCAGGCUCUGGAGGAGAGCGGUGCUUACAAGAAGCGCAGCUUGGAGAGCCGUCUGCGCCGCCGUGGCUAA